UGUCUCCGGAGCCCGCUUCUCUGGCCGCCCUCGCCACACAGGCUGACUGUCGUGCGGCCGUCGCCAUGUCUGUGAGCGAGAUCUUCGUGGAGCUGCAGGGCUUUCUGGCUGCCGAGCAGGACAUCCGAGAGGAAAUCCGAAAAGUUGUGCAGUGUUUAGAACAAACAGCUCGAGAGAUUCUAACUCUACUGCAAGGGGUCCAUCAAGGUGCUGGGUUUCAGGACAUUCCAAAGAGGUGUUUGAAAGCUCGAGAACACUUUGGUACAGUAAAAACACAUUUAACGUCUCUGAAGACCAAGUUCCCUGCUGAACAGUAUUACAGAUUUCAUGAGCACUGGAGGUUUGUGUUGCAGCGCUUGGUCUUCUUGGCAGCAUUUGUUGUGUAUUUGGAAACAGAAACACUGGUGACUCGAGAAGCAGUUACAGAAAUUCUUGGCAUUGAGCCAGAUCGGGAGAAAGGAUUUCAUCUAGAUGUAGAAGAUUAUCUCUCAGGAGUUCUAAUUCUUGCUAGUGAACUGUCGAGGCUGUCCGUCAACAGCGUGACUGCUGGAGACUACGCUCGGCCCCUUCACAUCUCCACCUUCAUCAACGAGCUGGAUUCCGGUUUCCGCCUUCUCAACCUGAAAAAUGACUCCCUGAGGAAGCGCUAUGACGGCUUGAAGUAUGACGUGAAGAAAGUGGAGGAGGUGGUCUAUGAUCUCUCCAUCCGGGGCUUCAACAAGGAGACGGCAGCCGCUUGUGUUGAAAAAUAGGAGGCUCUCCCUGCUCCCGGUCUUGCUGACUCAGCAGGUGCCAGGAGGGGGUGAGCCCAGAGUGCCUCUGAUGGUAGUUAGGACGCCCAGUUGCUGAGCACUGCGCUUUAUUUUCGUAACUAGUUGUGUGGCGUGAGUAUCAGAAUUGAAACACUCUUUUGGGAGUUAAAAAAACAGCCUCUACGUGGACAGACAUUUCUUUGUUGUUUCAGCGAAUUUGCUCUGUACUUCUCUGUAUUUCAGUUCUGUCACAAAGUGAAAUGUUAAUCUCUUGGUAAAGUCCUUUUCUUGCUUGCCCUGACUGUUGAUGUGCUGAUUGAGAAGUUUAUUGUCUUGUUUGUGGUUCUCCCAGAUGUGAUGCCUGAUAUUUUCUAUAUCCAAGUUAACAUCCAUCCACAGGUGUAUCUAAAAAUAGAUCAUUAAAAAGAAUGGUUGCCAAGCAAGGAAAACGCAUUUUAUAUUUUCCCUACCUUAUUUUAAACUUUGCGAGUAAAUCAGAAGUUGAAUUUUUUUGUCAAGGGAGUUAUAGCCCUGGGUUCUCUCUCACUGCCAUCAAAAUAUAAAGGAUUAAACUACAAAGUCAAGCUCAGUGGAUUUUGGAAAGUUUUUGUAGUAAGGAAUUUAGUAACAUCUUAUCAUUUGGUUCUACCAGGCAGGGGGUUGUGCUUAGUGUUUCAAAACACCUCUGCUUUCUGAUACUGCCUUAACGUUCUGCUAUUACACCAAUUAAAAAUUGUCUGCCAUUUGGUCUUGGAGCAUAAAGCCACCCACAUGAGUUAAUACACAAAACCCUGACUAGUAUAUUAGAAAAAAAUGCUGUGCUUUGGAAGAAAGAUAAAAUCCCAGAUUAAAAAAUUAGUUUGAUUUGGUAAUGUUUUUUAGAGUAAGAAAUUUCAGGUUGUUGAUGACUAUGAACAGUCAGGUUUUAAAUUUAAAGUUUGGGGCAAGUCAUGCAAAUCUUGUUGGCAUUCCCCUUCCUCAUUUUCUGUUAGUAAUAAGAAUAUUUACCAGGUAACUCUUGCUAUUGAGUUGAAAUUAUUAAAAUGGUGACUUAAUCUGUAGUUCUUUGGCACCCACUGAAAGGAAAGUGCUAGUGUUUCCAAAAUAACAUGAAGUAUUUAGAAGUAUCACCCUUUCUUGCCUAGCAACCGAUUUGGGCUUCCUGUUUGUAUGACACGAUAUUUGGCAUAGCCUCCACAGCUUUUAUCAGGCCAUGUUAGACUGACUGCAUUUUCCAUCAUAAGGAAAGACGUAGACAUGAGAUGUGAGUUGUAGUGCGGUGUUGAAUUUUAACACAAUUUUCUUGACAGCUCUUUCUGCAGUUUUGUAGAAAGCAAAAAGUGUUAGGUUCUUAAAAGCGCCCAGGAUGGUCACUUAAAAUGUGCAGCAAUAGCACUGCCUGGAUUAAGCAUAAAAGGCUUUUGAACUGUGUGAUUGGACAUAGACAGUAAGUUCGAUAAUAGUUUUUACUUGCCUCUUUAGGUAUCAGUUCUGCUUGAGAAUACUUAAGUGUUUGCCAGAAAAUGUGGGUUUCGGUUUUAACAAAUGCAGUUUAAGUGGAGGUGCACAUUUUGAUCUUGGAAUUUCAUUUGAGAAUUUAGAAGUGUCAUGUUUAUAAUUGUUCAGUUGUGUUUGCUGGCUUGUCACAAAGCAAUAAAAUUUUUUGGUCUUUUUGUAA
Carlito syrichta (Philippine tarsier) is the source of this 2430-nucleotide messenger RNA. RefSeq names its product translin (gene TSN). Gene Ontology annotation, biological process: RNA metabolic process. Gene Ontology annotation, molecular function: sequence-specific DNA binding; single-stranded DNA binding; RNA binding. The coding region runs from base 66 to 752 and encodes 228 amino acids. The record is from RefSeq and is a predicted model, not a curated record. Gene Ontology annotation, cellular component: nucleus; cytoplasm. NCBI's taxonomy places the organism in Eukaryota, Metazoa, Chordata, Mammalia, Primates, Tarsiidae. The transcript is spliced from 6 exons.